Messenger RNA from Labrus bergylta (ballan wrasse), 2556 nucleotides. It is a transcript of the gene ublcp1, whose product is annotated as ubiquitin-like domain containing CTD phosphatase 1. Gene Ontology annotation, biological process: protein dephosphorylation. NCBI's taxonomy places the organism in Eukaryota, Metazoa, Chordata, Actinopteri, Labriformes, Labridae. Gene Ontology annotation, molecular function: protein binding; protein serine/threonine phosphatase activity. Gene Ontology annotation, cellular component: nucleus. The record is from RefSeq and is a predicted model, not a curated record.
UUUGGGACGCCAGGAAGAGGAGAGUGUGCGCCUUGCUCUGAAUGAAACUGAACGGCAAACUUCAUUCAUUCAUUCAGUUAUUGAACUUUGGACGAAAAUUGACUGUAUUCUCUGAGUAUAACACGUUAUUUUGCUCUUUCAGGUGUGCGUGUGCAUGUUUGUCACUUGGGUGAUAGUCUUUUGCUUGAAAGUGUGUGCACGUGCAGCUGGCGCCAAGUGUGUGCGUAUGUGUUUGAGCAUCCUCACUGUGACAUGUCGGUAUCAGUGAUCAUUAAGUGGGGGGGCCAGGAGUACUCCAUCAGUUCUCUGUCUGAGGAGGACACAAUAAUGGACCUCAAACAGUCAAUUAAGACCUUGACUGGGGUGCUGCCAGAGAGACAGAAACUACUGGGACUCAAAGUCAAAGGUAAACCUGCAGAGGAUGAGGUGAAGCUGGGCUCUCUGAAGCUGAAGCCAAACACUAAGAUCAUGAUGAUGGGCACCAGAGAGGAGAGCUUGGAAGAUGUUUUAGCUCCUCCACCAGAGAACGAUGAUGUGGUCAAUGAUUUUGACAUCGAGGAAGAGGUCAUUGAAGUGGAGAACAGAGAGGAGAACUUGGCUAAAAUUGCUCGCAGAGUAAAAGACUAUAAGGUGGAGGAGCUGAACCCUCCCAGAGAAGGCAAGAGGCUUCUGGUACUGGAUGUCGAUUAUACACUGUUCGAUCAUAAGUCAUGUGCAGAAACAGGUCAGGAGCUAAUGAGACCAUAUCUUCACGAGUUUCUGACAUCAGCCUACGAGGACUUUGACAUUGUCAUCUGGUCUGCAACAAGUAUGAAAUGGAUUGAUGCUAAAAUGAAAGAGCUUGGAGUGACAGACAACCCUCACUACAAGAUUACCUUCAUGCUGGACAGUGCAGCUAUGAUCACGGUACACACCCCAAAGAGAGGGGUUGUGGAGGUGAAGCCUCUGGGUGUGAUAUGGGGGAAGUACGGAGAAUUUUACAGCAGGAAGAACACCAUCAUGUUUGACGACAUUGGACGAAACUUCCUCAUGAAUCCACAGAACGGACUAAAGAUCCGACCCUUCAUGAAGGCCCACAUGAACAGGGAGAAGGACAGAGAGCUGUACAAACUGGCUCAGUACCUCAAAGAAAUCGCCAAGCUUGAGGAUUUCAGUGGACUCAACCACAAACACUGGGAGAGGUACCUAUCUAAGAGGCAGCACCACUGAAGAUGGACUGCAUCCUCUGUUAUGACUUGAAGUCUCUUCCCAGUGUCAAGUCCUCACACACAUCCCCACCAACUAUUUGCUACUACAAGACCGUCAUUUCAGCCCGUACGCCAGAUCCCACACUAACCAACACUCCUAAGCUCAGGACUGAGAUGGACUUCCCAUUUUCUAUAUUUGCAUGCUAUUUGUCUUUCCCAAGUCAUGCACAUUUUGUUCCAAAUAUCAUUUGCGGUUUUAAAAAAAAAUAAUGGCCGUUUCUACCAGUUAGUGUAUUACUGUAUGAGUUAAAACGGCUGAAAGAUUUGAGACAAACAAACUUCAACGUGCUGACAUCAGUCUGGUCAAAUUCUGAAUUUAAUAACAGUCAUAUCUUGAGAGCUUUUUAAACCUGCUUGGCCUUCCUAAUGGGCUGGGUGGUUUUCAUCAUUUUACAUUGUAGUUUGUUUGUCUCUCAUUGAAAAGUUGGCAUACUUUCCUGUGAGUUUCGAGUACUAUGCUAUACCAACCAAUUGAGACAUAUAAUGAAGUCAACAUAGUUUGGGUGACAGGUGACGUCCUCCUCCCCUAUUGUGAAAUAUAGAUGUCACCUUAAAGAGACAGAGAUUAACCAUGAUUGAACAUUUGGUUUAUCAUUAAACCUGAUAGUUUAAGUGACAAAUAUGCAAUAAUCCUUAAACCACUGUGACACUAAAAGUUACUGACAUUGAGACUGGUCAUAGAGAAAUUGGCACAUGUUAUAUCUUGUUCCUACACGGUUGGAGGAUCCGUCUGAACGGUUGGAGGAAGUUGUACGUUUUCUGUAUACAUGCAGGCCGUAGGCACAUAAGCGAUCAGCUUUGAUUAGGCGGAUGGUAGUAUUUUUGUGUUUCUUUUCAUUUCCAUUGACAUACCAGCUCUGUUGCAUUGCUGAACACACACUCUUGGAUACUAAACAAGAUUUCAUGAGUUGGUGUUUUGUUUAGAGCUUUCAUUGAAAGAUUUUGGGUUUAUAGAAAUACUGAAAAGAUGGGUGAUGCUAAAAAUAACAGCACAAAAUGUGCACAUGACAGUUUUGUUUUUGGGUAGUUUUUUUUUUAACGAGAUGAAUUUUUCUGCACUUAUUGUCAGUGUUUAGUUUAAGUUAUGGAUAAAGAAGUGGAAGGGUUGUUGGAGCAUGUGCAGCAUCUGAAGCUCUUGGAAACAUCAGGGAUGUGAUUUUUCAGAUUUCGUCAGGUUUACAGUUCUCUCUUAAAUUAAAUUCCUUUCAUUUCUAUGGAUGAUCUCUUGAGAUCUGCCUUUUAGUGUUUCCAUCAUCACAUCCCUGACAUCCUGGCUGUAAAUAUGACAAUAAAUCUCUUUUGUAACUAA